AUGGUCUCCUCUCCCUGGCGGGCGGGCGGGCGGAGGCUCCGGGCGGGCGCGGUGGCGUUGAGCCCGGAGCCCGGCCCUGCGGCAGAAGCCACAAUUGCCUGCGGCGGUGGGCGCCCUGUCGCCAGCGGCGCUAACCAUGGACGGGCUGCCCGACGCGCUGGGGCCUGCCUCUUGCUGCUGGCGGCCGGCUGGUUGGGGCCCGAGGUCUGGGGUUCGCCCACGUGCCCCCGCCUGCCCGCUGCGCCAUCACCGCCGCCGCCCUGCCGCCUGAGCCCCUGGCGUUCAGCAGGACCUGGGUGCUCGUGGGGUGGCGGGUUUCCGGCGGCCAGAGGAGCUGGGCCGGUGGACGGCGACUUCCUGAGGCGGCAUAGACAUAUCUUGAGCCGCCUGCAGACGGGCCGACCCAACAUCACGCACGCCGUGCCAUACGCCAUGGUCACGGCCCCAGGCAAGCUGCACGCUGGCAGCGUUGAAGACGGCAAGCGCGUGGAGAUCCCGGCAGCACCCGACGGCCACGCCACUCCGGGCGCCGAGGCCAGGAGCGCGUCUCUGAUCAUCAGCUUCUCGCCGACAGAUGGCCUUGCCUCCUCCCGGGUCCGCCUGUACUUCUUCAUCUCCAACGAAGGCAACCAGAACCUGUUUGUGGUGCAGGCCAGCCUGUGGCUUUACCUGAAGCUCCUGCCCUACGUCCUGGAGAAGGGCAGUCGGAGGAAGGUGCGGGUCAAGGUGUACUUCCAGGAGCAGGGUCACGGCGACCGGUGGAACGUGGUGGAGAAGAAGGUGGACCUCAAGCGCAGCGGCUGGCACACCUUCCCGCUCACCGAGGCCAUCCAGUCGUUGUUCGAGCGGGGCGAGCGCCGGCUCAACCUGGACGUGCAGUGUGACGGCUGCGAGGAGCUGGCCGUGGUGCCGGUGUUCGUGGACCCCGGUGAGGAGUCGCACCGGCCCUUUGUGGUGGUGCAGGCGCGGCUGGGUGACAGCAGGCACCGCAUCCGCAAGCGGGGCCUGGAGUGCGAUGGCCGGACCAACCUCUGUUGCAGGCAACAGUUCUUCAUCGACUUCCGCCUCAUCGGCUGGAACGACUGGAUCAUCGCGCCCACCGGCUACUACGGGAACUACUGUGAGGGCAGCUGCCCGGCCUACCUGGCAGGGGUCCCCGGCUCCGCCUCCUCCUUCCACACGGCCGUGGUGAACCAGUACCGCAUGCGGGGCCUGAACCCCGGCACGGUGAACUCCUGCUGUAUCCCCACCAAGCUGAGCACCAUGUCCAUGCUCUACUUCGACGACGAGUACAACAUCGUCAAGCGGGACGUGCCCAACAUGAUUGUGGAGGAGUGUGGCUGCGCCUGA
Molecule: messenger RNA, 1350 nt
Organism: Puma concolor (puma)
Lineage: Eukaryota; Metazoa; Chordata; Mammalia; Carnivora; Felidae
Gene: INHBB
Product: inhibin subunit beta B
Cellular component (GO): extracellular region
Molecular function (GO): cytokine activity; growth factor activity
Source: RefSeq, a predicted model, not a curated record